This is a messenger RNA of Ambispora leptoticha, 2094 nucleotides long. The record is from the annotation of a GenBank genome assembly. NCBI's taxonomy places the organism in Eukaryota, Fungi, Glomeromycota, Glomeromycetes, Archaeosporales, Ambisporaceae.
AUGUUUUUUCCCAGAAUUAUCUCUAAAGCUAAGCCUUUCAGUCGGUCUAAACGUUUUCUGAACCUUAGACAGUCCUUAGGUCUUCGGUCUUACGCUUCGGCAGUUGCUGACUCUUUUAAUGCACCGAAGAACGCAAAUGGCAGAUACACCGUGACUUUAAUACCUGGAGACGGAAUUGGACCUGAAAUAUCAGAGUCUGUCAAAAGAAUAUAUGAAGCCGCAAAAGUUCCUAUUGAGUGGGAAACCGUCAGCGUGACACCGGUAAUGAGAAAAGGCCGGAUUAGCAUUCCUGAUGAGGCCUUGAAUUCUGUAAAGAAGAACACAAUUGCUCUAAAAGGGCCUUUGGCUACACCAAUAGGGAAAGGACAUGUUUCCCUUAAUCUUACUCUUCGACGUAUUUUUCAUCUUUUCGCAAAUGUCCGGCCAUGUAAAUCAAUCGUUGGUUUCAAGACUCCUUAUGAUGAUGUAAAUACAGUUUUAAUCAGAGAAAAUACCGAGGGUGAAUAUUCUGGAAUUGAACAUACUGUGGUUGAUGGUGUUGUUCAAUCAAUAAAACUUAUCACAAGGGAUGCUUCUGAACAAUGUGCGCGCUAUGCUUUCAGAUAUGCACAAGAUAUUGGACGUAAUCGAGUUACUGCAAUUCAUAAAGCCAAUAUCAUGAAACUAUCAGAUGGUCUCUUCUUGGAAGUCGCUCAUGAAGUUUCCAAGGACUACCCAGAUAUCAAGUUCGAUGAUGUUUUGCUGGAUCGUGCUUGUCUUCACAUUGUUCAAGAUCCAGCGCUGUAUUCAGAUACUGUUAUGGUUAUGCCAAAUUUAUACGGCGAUAUAUUGUCCGAUAUGUGUGCCGGAUUGAUUGGUGGUCUUGGUUUGACGCCAUCCGCAAAUAUCGGAAAAGAUGCUUCAAUAUUUGAAGCUGUCCACGGAACAGCUCCGGAUAUUGCGGGCAAAGAUUUGGCUAAUCCAACUGCUCUCCUUUUAUCGUCGAUAAUGAUGUUACGCCACAUGCGACUCAAUACAUAUGCUGAUGAUAUCGAAGCGGCGGUAUUGAAAACAAUAGCCGAUGGCAAACAUCUCACUCGCGAUCUCGCCAAUACAAUCGCUUCCUAUAAUCAGAGUAUCGCAAACAUACAAGACUUUACACCAGAAAUCGAACCAGACUCUCCCCAAAAUUCUCCAAUUUCUUACCAGGCUUUUUUUCGAAAACUUUUGGCCCUCAAAAUGGGAGACCAACUUGAUUGCGCAUUGGAUCUUAUGAGAAGACUGUCUCCUCAAAACAUGGAGGAGAAUCUCACCAAACUCAUUGAUAUUGUGCCAGAUCUCCAGGAGGAUAUACUCAAUGCUGUCGAUCAACCUUUGAAAGUCAAGCAGUGCAAAAAAACAGGACGAGAUUACUUGGUCGCGGAGUAUAAUAGGGAUGGAGAUUCAACUCGAUCUCCUUGGUCAAACGAAUAUGAUCCACCUUAUCCAGAAGGUUUUGUAACUACGGGCAAACUGAGGAAAUUAGAGAUAACCGCCAAUGAAGCAUUUAAUAUUUACCGUGAAAUGUAUUAUGACGGUGGAUAUUCAUCUGCAUAUUUAUGGGAAGAAGGAAAUGAUGGAUUCGCGGGUGUUGUUCUUUUCAAAAAAGUUGAUGAAGGAGGUGAUAAACGAAAAACGAAGGGAGCUUGGGACUCGAUUCAUGUAUUUAGUUUGGAAGAAAAAGGUCGCAAGGCACAUUAUAAACUAACAUCGACUGUAAUGUUAUACACAAUCACCACGAAACCCGAGCUUGGUGAUUUGAACUUGUCUGGAAAUAUGACUCGUCAGGUUGCAGUUGAAUAUACAUUUGAAGAUCCACAAGCUCAUAUCGCGAAUAUUGGGCGUAUAAUAGAAGACAUGGAGUUAAAGAUGCGAAACUUGCUUCAAGAAGUAUACUUCAAUAAAACAAAGGAUAUUGUCAACGAUUUGCGUUCUGUUGAUUCUCUUAUUGAAGCUAACAAACAAGCAGAGACUCGGAGGGAACUUGUGGAAAAAAUUCUUGAAGCUAACAGACAAGCAGCAAAGGAUGAGAAUCGGAAGGGACUUGCGGAAAAAAUAUUAAAUAUAUCCUCAUAA